Messenger RNA from Gossypium raimondii (Peruvian cotton), 2067 nucleotides. Its product is annotated as protein tesmin/TSO1-like CXC 6. Gene Ontology annotation, cellular component: nucleus. The transcript is spliced from 8 exons. The record is from RefSeq and is a predicted model, not a curated record. Bases 1 to 1698 code for a protein of 565 amino acids. Gene Ontology annotation, biological process: regulation of DNA-templated transcription. NCBI's taxonomy places the organism in Eukaryota, Viridiplantae, Streptophyta, Magnoliopsida, Malvales, Malvaceae.
AUGAAGCAACUUGAGAUUGAGAAUGGAGAUUUCCCGCCAAAAAGUGUCGAGUUAGUUACACUCACAUCUACUCCUUGUUACCAGCCGAAAAGGAUAAAAUCAGUUGAAAAGACGUCCGAUUCAGUUAAGAUUACAGUUACAGAGAGAUCAUCAUCACAUUUCCCGCCAAAAAAGAAUCUGGCUAGGCAGCUUGUCUUCACAGAGUUCGGCCUAUCUCCCAUCAUCUCAACUUCAUCACCGUUGCCGGUGGAGAAGCCGGGCUCCGAGAUGCAUUUGUCUCCUAGGAGUCCUUUUUCCUCGAUAUCCAAGUCAUCAGAUUCUCCAAUACCGGUCCCAUGGGCUAAUAUUAAAGCAAACAAUGGUACUCCAAAAGGUCCAAAACAAUGCGGUUGCAAACAAUCUAAAUGCUUAAAAUUGUACUGUGAUUGCUUUGCUUCCGGAGAGUAUUGUAAUGGGUGUACAUGUGCUGAUUGUUGCAAUAAUGUUGAGAAUGAGGAUCUGCGGAAAGCAGCAACCGAAAUCAUUUUAGAACGUAAUCCACGUGCUUUCAAGCCAAAGAUUUCAAACAGUCCAUGUAGUCCUCAAGAUAUUGAGGGAGAUAAAAUAGAUUCUCCACAAGUGGGGAGGCACGAGAGGGGAUGCCACUGCAAGAAAUCUGAAUGCCUGAAGAGGUACUGCGAGUGUUUCCAAGCUAAUGUCUUCUGCUCUCAGAACUGCAAAUGUGUGGAUUGCAAGAAUUUUGAGGCAUGCAAGGAGUUGAUAACUGCUUCUUGCAAGGAAGACAGUACGUCCAUUAUCUGUAAGAACUCUGAGGGAUGUUAUGGGAGGAUUGCUAGUUCUCAGAUGGACAAUGCCAGCAGGAAACUUUACAAGAGCUUUAAAGGAUCUGAGGGACUUAUGGCAAUCACUGGUGGUGAUUGCAUUGAUACAAAAAUCUACAUUCAGCGGGUUAUUACAACAACUUCAGAUGCCACUGGUUUAUCGGGUCAGCGCUUGUCCCAGGAAUCUAGGAAGAGGAAACUUCAGGAGCUUCCUUCAAAUGAGAAAAUUUCACCAAGUCAAAGCUUCUCUGACUUACAAAAGGUGAUCAGUCAAAGAAGCUCUUGCCCCUCAUCUACCUUGUCAGUUGGCCCUACUUGUCAUAUAAUUAAUUCUGCUAUGGUGGGCUCUUUAAGGGAUCCAUACAGAUUGACGGUAGCUAAUGUCUAUCAUCUACUUGACACAAGCAAAGUCUGCUCAGGAUUGGCCGUUUUAGCAGAAGCCGCAGCUUUAGCUCAAGCUGCCAAUCUUUUCGCAGAGGUGAAAGAUGGAGAAGAAAACAAGAAUGGUGACAUUCUUGGAGCCAAGGAAGAUGACUAUCAGGAGCGACCAGCUCAAGUUCAAAAAAAGGCAGCUGAUGACUUUAAUCUAGGUUUUGCUGCUAAGGAUGUGCAAGAAGGAAGGGCUUCACUUCCUGGAAUGGUCGGAUUAAUCUGUAAUGAAAAAAAUAAACAGUUGAUGGAACCUACUUCAGGAGACCAGAUUCUGAACCGUAACCUCAAGAAUGCCUAUGCAGAGCAGGAAAGGUCUGUUUUGUCCAGUUUCCUAGACUUUCUUGAGAAACUCAUCAUUUUUUCACAGGUAGAUGAUGCUCUUCUAUUCCCCUUUCAUUAUCUUCUUCGUGUUUACGGGACAAAUCAGUGCUUCCAUGAUCAGUAAGAACUCUGAGGAACAUGACGGGAGGAUUGCUAAUACUCAGAUGGACAAUGCUGAAGACAGGAACUGAAGUUUAGCUCAACUUGAUGCUGAGCUUUUGGCAGCAGUAAUCAUCCUAAAGCUCAUGAUAAAGAAAAAUGUUGGCACGUUUAUUUGUGCUGGCAUUACCGGCCUCAAUGAAGGGUACACUGUAGACUACUAAACUAGUUGAAACAGGAAACCGGAACUUAAAACAUUUCUACAAUUUGACAUCUGUUUUACAUUUCACUGACCUGAUUUUCUCUACCCAGUUCACAGCAGGUGAUGUUGGGGUCUCAGAUUUUUCUACUGUCUCUAAUACAGGAAGAUCAGCAUUUUUCUUUUGUUUCUCCA